This is a messenger RNA of Capsicum annuum, 945 nucleotides long. Its product is annotated as proteinase inhibitor type-2. NCBI's taxonomy places the organism in Eukaryota, Viridiplantae, Streptophyta, Magnoliopsida, Solanales, Solanaceae. The transcript is spliced from 2 exons. Gene Ontology annotation, molecular function: serine-type endopeptidase inhibitor activity. The record is from RefSeq and is a predicted model, not a curated record. Bases 174 to 773 code for a protein of 199 amino acids.
CAUUUCGGGUGGUCCAAUUUAGGCAGCAAAUAUUAUAUAUUAAUAAUAUCCACUUUUAUAUUAAUAGUAAUGUGGAUAAAAGUUUUAGUUAGCUACGUAUCUUUUACUAUUUGUUUACUAUAAAUAGGAGGAGAAGGAUAGACCUCCUUAUCCUUAACGAAAACAAGGUAAACAUGGCUGUUCACAAAGAAGUUAGUUUUCUUGGUUAUCUACUUGUUCUUGGAAUAUUUCUACAUCAUGUUGAUGGCAAGGCUUGUACCAGAGAAUGUGGCAAUCUUGGGUAUGGGAUAUGUCCACGUUCAGAAGGAAGUGCAGAAGAACCCAUAUGCACCAAUUGUUGUGCAGGCUAUAAGGGUUGUAAGUAUUACAGUGCUGACGGGACUUUCAUUUGCGAAGGAGAGUCUGACCCCAAGAACCCAAAAGGUUGCCCUCGGAAUUGUGAUCCAAGAAUUGCCUAUUCAAAAUGUCCACGUUCACAAGGAGAGACGUUAAUUUAUCCCACAGGAUGCACCACCUGUUGCACGGGCUACAAAGGUUGCUACUAUUUCGGUAAAGACGGCAAGUUUCUCUGUGAAGGAGAGAGUACUGAACCCAAGGCUUGUACUCUGGAGUGUGAUCCAAGGGUUGCUUACAUGACUUGUCCCUCUACUGGAUUGGCCAAGAUUAAGGAUGUUUGUGUUAACUGUUGCACUGCGGGAGAGGGUUGCAAACUGUACGGUCAUAAUGGAUCUCUACUUUGUACUGGAGAGUCUCAGAGCAUAUCCACAGCAUAGAGCAACUGUUCAUUUCUAAUCAAUGAUGAUGUAUGUUGUACUAGUUUAUUAAUGUAUGAAAUAAAAGCAUGAACAUUGUCAUGCUAAUCUUUGUAAUAUGGGCGUAAGAGCUCUUUUGGACAUAAAUAGGUGUCCAGUCUCCAAGUGUUUAAUGAAGCACUAGUUUCUUUUA